AGUUGGAUCGUGGUUAUGUCAGGCAUCACAAGCAGAAGCUUAAGAAACAGUGGUUGCUUAGGGACGAUGGCGGUAACACUCAUGUUGUGGAAUACAACAUGGAUGAAAAGGAAGCUUACACGAAGAUUUUGAAUGCUGUGGAGUCAAACAAUGGGUUUUUUUUUUCUUAUAUGGAUUUGGGGGAUCUGGUAUGACGUUUGUGUGGAAUACACUUUCUGCUGCCAUGCGAUCUAAAGGGAAAAUUGUCCUGAAUGUUGCUUCUAGCGGGAUUGCUUCAUUAUUAUUGCCUGGAGGAAGAACAGCUCACUCAAGGUUUUCUAUCCCUAUUUCAAUCCAUGAAUUAUCAACCUGUAAUGUUCGGCAAGGUUCUCAAAAAGCUGAAUUACUUCAAAAAGCAAGCCUUAUAAUUUGGGAUGAAGCUCCAAUGAUGAACAAGCACUGUUUUGAAGCUCUAGACAGAACUUUAAAUGACAUUAUGAAAACUGAAGCAACUUUUGGCCAUCCAAAAUCAUUUGGAGGGAAAGUUGUAGUUUUAGGGGGAGACUUCCGGCAAAUUCUUUCGGUAAUCUCGAAAGGUAGUAGAUUUGAUAUUGUUUCAUCUGCGGUUAAUUCAUCUUACCUAUGGGAGCAUUGCAAAGUAUUGAAGCUAACAAUCAACAUGAGGUUACAACAAGCUGCAUCUUCAUCUUCUGCAAGUGAAAUCAAGGAAUUUGCAGAUUGGAUUCUUCAAGUAGGGGAUGGAACAGUGAAAACAAUUGAUGAUGAUGAUUCAAUUAUUGAGAUUCCCCCUGAUCUCUUGGUGAAAGAUUGUGAUAAUCCUUUACUUGAAUUGGUUAACUUUGCAUACCCCAAUAUUGUUGCUAAUUUGGAAAACUCAAAAUAUUUUCAACAAAGAGCACUACUUGCACCUACUCUAGAAAGUGUAGAAGAGGUCAACAACUAUAUGCUAUCUAUGAUUCCUGGGGAGGAGACUGAAUAUUUGAGUUAUGAUACUCCAUGUAGAUCAGAUGAAGAUCAGAUAUAGAUGCAGAAUGGUUCACUUCUGAAUUUUUGAAUGAUGUUAAAUGCUCUGGUAUUCCGAACCAUCGAAUUAUACUCAAAGUUGGGGUCCCUAUUAUGCUCAUCCGUAAUCUAGAUUAGGCUUCUGGUUUGUGUAAUGGCACUAGAUUGACGGUUACAGAUUUGACUCCUUAUAUAAUUGUAGCUACCGCACUAUCAGGACUAAAAUCAGAAAAACCUGUUUAUAUUCCUAGAAUGAGCUUGACUCCUUCCGACACUGGCCUCCCUUUUAAAUUCCAACGACGACAAUUCCCAAUAACUGUUUGUUUUGCCAUGACUAUCAAUAAGAAUCAAGGACAAUCUUUGUCGCAUGUUGGAUUAUAUCUUCCACGACCGGUGUUCACGCAUGGUCAAUUAUAUG
Molecule: messenger RNA, 1420 nt
Organism: Lotus japonicus
Lineage: Eukaryota; Viridiplantae; Streptophyta; Magnoliopsida; Fabales; Fabaceae
Exons: 2
Coding region: 191-1024 (277 amino acids)
Biological process (GO): telomere maintenance; DNA repair
Molecular function (GO): DNA helicase activity
Source: RefSeq, a predicted model, not a curated record